AUGGACGGACCCGUGGACGCAGCCUUCACCAAGGCUCUGCCCAAGGCCGAGCUACACGCCCAUCUCACCGGUAGCAUCAGCCCCCAAUGCCUCCACAACAUCUGGAAACAAAACCGCGAAAGCGCCGGUGACCUGGAGGACCCGCUGGUAGCUUGUCGACCGGAAGGUCAAUACCACGACAUUUUCACUUUCUUCAAGGUCUUUGACACGUACAUCUAUGGUCUCGUGAACGAUCGGGAGGCUGUAGCGUUUGCUACUAGGCAGGUGCUUCAAGACUUCGCAGAAGACGGUGUGUGCUACCUGGAGCUUCGCACCACUCCUCGUGAGUCAUUGGUCAGUGGGUUGACCAAGGAGACAUACGUCGAGACCGUGCUGGACGUAAUCGCCGAGAACAACUCCAAAGGUCAGAUGUCAACCUACUUGAUUCUCUCCAUCGAUCGCAGAAACAAUGUCCAGCAGGCAAUGCAGGUUGCCGAUCUCGCCCUGAAGUAUCGGUCUCGUGGCGUUGUCGGAAUUGAUCUCUGCGGCAAUCCGCUAAAGGGCGACGUGGGCAUCUUCAGAGAAGCUUUCGAUCUCGCCAGAAGUCACGAUCUGAAGAUUACCCUCCAUUUCGCUGAAAUGCCCGAGUCAAGCAGCCAUGUAGAGCUGAUGACUCUGCUCUCGUACCGGCCCGACCGAAUCGGACAUGUGAUUAACGUCCCGUCCGACAUCGAAGCAGAGAUUGAGCGGCGUAACAUUGGCCUCGAACUCUGUCUUUCUUGCAAUGUUCAUGCCAAGAUGAUCUCAGGCGGCUUCGCUAACCAUCACUUUGGCAAGUGGUAUCACACCCGAUGUCCCCUUGCACUCUGCACCGAUGAUGUAGGGAUUUUUGGAAGCUCGAUAUCGAACGAGUACUUGCUCGCUGCACAACACUUCAAUUUGGCAAAGCAAGACUUGAUCGAGUUGUCUCGAAGAGCGAUCACGUCGACAUUCGGCCCCGCUGAGGCAAGGACCAGAUUCCUUCAGCUGCUAGACGACGCAUCUUGCAUAUAG
Molecule: messenger RNA, 1032 nt
Organism: Lecanosticta acicola
Lineage: Eukaryota; Fungi; Ascomycota; Dothideomycetes; Mycosphaerellales; Mycosphaerellaceae
Source: the annotation of a GenBank genome assembly